Molecule: messenger RNA, 939 nt
Organism: Colossoma macropomum (tambaqui)
Lineage: Eukaryota; Metazoa; Chordata; Actinopteri; Characiformes; Serrasalmidae
Gene: s100z
Product: S100 calcium binding protein Z
Exons: 3
Coding region: 100-393 (97 amino acids)
Cellular component (GO): cytoplasm
Molecular function (GO): calcium ion binding
Source: RefSeq, a predicted model, not a curated record
AAGACUCUCCUCCACCCUCAGCCUCUCCGGACAUCUCAAAGAACAUCAACACCCAGCUCUCACCUGUCUCCAGCACUCAGUUUAAUCUGUGCAGUCAUCAUGCCCAGCCAGCUAGAAGGAGCCAUGGACGCCCUGAUCAGAGUCUUCCACAACUACUCAGGCAGCGAAGGAGACAAGUACAAGCUCAACAAGGGGGAGCUGAAGGACCUUCUGAACAGCGAACUCACCAACUUCCUCACAUCCCAGAAGGACCCAAUGCUGGUGGAGAAGAUCAUGAACGAUCUCGACUCCAACAAAGACAACGAGGUGGAUUUUAACGAGUUUGUGGUGCUGGUGGCGGCGCUGACCGUCGCCUGCAACGAUUUCUUCCAGGAGAUGCAGAAAAACAAAUGAAAACAGCUUCCAGUAGCAGCAUGUAUAACGCACUCAUACGUAGACAGUAGAUGAUACACAUUAUAUUACAUGCUAUAACCUUUUAUUGCUGUUAGCCUUUUAUGACUUUACAGCUAUACUGAGUGUGUGUGUGUGUGUGUGUGUGUGUGUGUGUGAGUCUGAAUCAGGAUCCAUUUCCUAGCGUUCCAUGUCUUUGUCAUCUAAAGUUUACAGAUCUGCCGGCUAAAGUAAGUCGGCUUCCGUGGAAUCUUAAUUUAUCAGGCGUAAUUUGUAAUUGGAUCUUAAUUUACUUAAAUACUUUAUAUGCAUUUCUUACUGUAUAUUGUAGUGCAUUAAAAGCAACAUAAAGAAUGUUAAUUAACUAUUUGUGUUCAGCAAAGCAGGUUUGAAAAAUCAGAAAGGUCUUUUAAAUGAAAUCAGCAUCUAAACUGGGCUUUGCAAUGAUUCAGAGUCACUGCGUUUGUGUGUCUGUUAUAAAUGUUAUUAAAAUAGAAUUUAAUACACUGUACUACACUGAUGAUACUUAAUAAACAUACUGGAAAUAAA